Messenger RNA from Orbicella faveolata, 2026 nucleotides. Its product is annotated as tripeptidyl-peptidase 1-like. NCBI's taxonomy places the organism in Eukaryota, Metazoa, Cnidaria, Anthozoa, Scleractinia, Merulinidae. Gene Ontology annotation, molecular function: tripeptidyl-peptidase activity; serine-type endopeptidase activity. Gene Ontology annotation, biological process: proteolysis; central nervous system development. The record is from RefSeq and is a predicted model, not a curated record.
UGAUAUGUCCUACUUUUCAGGACCGUCACAUGAUUUGCACGCAGUCUUCUAGCUCUAUGAUGGAGGGUGUAAAGGUGGUUGUUGUUGCCUUUUUUCUCGCGUUCCUCGGCCUAUGUUCCUCCAAACCGGAAGGAUACGUUUUUCUAGAACACAGGCAUAAUGUCGAAGCUUGGCGAGAGGACGGCUGGGAGAAGCAUGAUCGACUUUCACCUUCGGAAGAUGUUUUCCUUACCUUCGCCCUGAAGCAGAGCAACUUGGAAUCACUUGAACGUUACUUCUGGGAGGUUUCCGAUCCACGAUCUUCCGAAUACGGCAAUCACUUUUCCUUAUCCAACCUAACAAGGCUUAUAGCACCAUCUCAAGCGACUCUUGCAGCCGUCAAGGCGUGGCUGGGAAGACAUGGAGUCCGCCCGAGCGACUGUAUGACAGUGCUCACGAAAGAUUUCAUGACCUGCCAAAUGUCUUGUGAAGCUGCAGAAGCAAUACUUGUUGGAGCGAAGUUUUACCGUUUCAAACACUCCAAACUAUCGAGGCCUGUUAUCCGCUCGGUGGAACAUUAUUCUGUACCAGCAAGUGUCGCUUCUCAUUUAGACUUUGUAGGCGGGGUGCUACAUUUCCCUGCGGUCAAUGGUCCAUCUUUCUCUAGGCUUUCUGAGGAGGAGAUUGUUGACAGUAUGGAAUCUUCCAAACCACAAGACAAGGACCAGAUACACAUCGGUGUGUUCCCAAGUGUUUUACGAGAGCGCUACAAUGUCUCUGAUACUGUUGGCACUCAUCCAAACAACAGCCAGUCUGUGGCUCAAUUUCUGGAACAGUACUUCAACCCUGGGGAUUUAACAGAGUUCUUUACUCUCUUCGGCAGUUCCUUCAAACAUCUGGAAAAAAUGACGGAAGUGAUUGGCCCAGACAGUGGACGUUCUGGCAUUGAAGCGAGCCUUGACACGCAGUACAUAAUGAGUAUUGGCGCUAUGGUACCAACUUGGUUCUGGAGCACUGGCGGACGCCAUGAAUCACAAGAACCCUUUUUAGAGUGGCUUGUAGAUGUGAGCAAUCAUCCAAAAGUGCCCUGGGUACAUAGCGUCAGCUACAGUGACAAUGAAGAUACACUUGAUGUAGAUUACAUGAACAGAAUCAAUGUGGAAUUCCAAAAGGCUGGUGUUCGAGGCCUCACUUUUCUUUUUGCAAGCGGCGACAAUGGGGCUGGUUGCAAAAAGAAGAAAUUCCGUCCUAUGUAUCCUUCAUCGUCUCCCUAUGUUACCACAGUUGGCGGCACUGCAUUUAAUGAUCCAUUCACUGUGUCUGGUGAAUACGCCUAUGAAAUUAGUGGUGGAGGGUUCAGCAAUGUAUUUCCCCGCCCAUCCUAUCAAACAGAUGUAGUUGAAAAUUAUCUGAAAACAGGUCCCCACAUUCCCCCGACUUCAUACUUUAAUCCAAAUGGCCGUGGAUUCCCUGACAUUGCAGCGCUGUGUAAUCACUUCUGGAUUGUCAAUAACCUAGUUCCUGUGCCAGGUGUGAUGGGAACUUCAGCCUCCACCCCGACUGUUGCUGGUAUCAUUUCCUUGAUAAAUGAUGCACGUUUGAACAACAACAAGUCCCCCUUGGGUUUCUUGAAUCCGUUCUUGUAUCAGAAUGCGGCAGGAAUGUAUGAUGUCACAACUGGGCACAAUGAAGGCUGUCUGAGUGAGGAUACUGGGUUUUAUGCCGCAACUGGCUGGGAUCCAGUCACUGGUUCUGGUAGUCCAAACUUUCCGGCAUUAGUGAAAGCUGCUAUUAGUAACCAGUGAGGUUUGAAAGAAAGUUCCAUGAAGUUUUUAUAGGUCCACUUUGUAUUACCUGGAAGCAUACAAAGCUUGCAAGGAAUUACAAUAAAAGUUAAUUAAGAGAAUUUUUAUUCAAAUGUUCAAUUAUAUCAUGUCUUAAAAUGAGGAUUGAAAAUAUCCAAUUUGAUACCUUGUAGCCGGUGUGGGAAAAUUAGUAAAUACAUUGUUUGUACUAAGAUUGCUAAUAAAAAGAAAUUGCAAUUUCA